Molecule: messenger RNA, 2404 nt
Organism: Drosophila rhopaloa
Lineage: Eukaryota; Metazoa; Arthropoda; Insecta; Diptera; Drosophilidae
Gene: Noc2
Product: nucleolar complex protein 2 homolog
Exons: 2
Coding region: 60-2354 (764 amino acids)
Biological process (GO): negative regulation of transcription by RNA polymerase II; ribosomal large subunit biogenesis
Cellular component (GO): nucleolus; Noc2p-Noc3p complex; nucleoplasm
Molecular function (GO): transcription corepressor activity; histone binding
Source: RefSeq, a predicted model, not a curated record
UAUGUGGCAACUCUGUUCAGCGGUACACGUGCGAUUUGUUUUAGUUUGCUCGUGUAAAAAUGAAGUUGGCUUCAAAAAAAGUAAAGACCCUGGGCAAACCCAAGCCCGGAAUCAGCAAAAAUAAGCCCGUUAAGGAUGCCCUCAAGAAGACGAAGACCAAGAAGGGGGAAAAACACUCUGAAUCCACGGCUAACAUAAAGAAAUCGAAGCAAAAAGACACUGCUCCAGUGAAAUCGGGAAAUCCUGCAAAAAAAGGAGCCAAGAAAACACACAAGGAGGAGCUGGAAGGACUCAAGGAUAUAGAUCCAGAGUUCUACGAUUUCCUCAAGAAGAAUGAUAAGAAGCUCCUCGAGUUUAAUCUGCUGGACAGCGAUGACAGCGACGACGAAGAAGAUGAAGACAAAGGCAAGAAGGCGGCUGAGCGAGAGAGCGAGGAAGACGAGGAGGACGAAGAGAAGUACCACAAGCCUAGCGAGGACUUGGCCGUGGCCAGUGAUGAAAGCGACUUCGAUGACGAGGAAGAUGACGAAUCCGCCGCUGGAGGCACCCAGAAGAUCACCCUCAACCUGUUGCGCCAGUGGGAGCAGCAACUGGGCCAGGCUAACGUCUCCAUCGAUAUUGUGCGUAAGGUGAUACAGGCCUUCAAUUCAGCCCUUGCCAGCAUCUCGGCUGAUGGGGCUGAUGGCGGCGAGAACCAGCCCAAUGCAGCCGCUUUUAAGGUCGUCGGGGCAGCCGCUUUCAAUGGAGUCAUCCAGCUCUGCGUGCUUCAUCUCCAGCCCGCCAUUAUCCGAGUGCUGGGCGUGAAACCCAACAGCAGUCUGCCACUGCACAAACACAAGAAGUGGGUCAAGGUGCGCGGCUGCCUGCGAUACUACCUCACCGAUUUGAUCCGUCUGGUGGAGCAGGUUUCUAGUGCCAAUAUCCUGGGGGUCCUGCUAAAGCAUCUGCACCAAAUGGCCGGCAUGGUAGUGCCCUUCUCAGCACUAGGAAAGACCAUCCUGAAGCGCCUUAUUGUGCUCUGGGCCACUGGAGAUGAAACAGUCCGAGUGUUGGCCUUCCUCUGCAUCCUGAAGAUCACCAGGAAACAGCAGGCCACCAUGUUAAAUCACGUUCUGAAAGCCAUGUACCUGGCUUAUGUGCGCAACUCCAAAUUCGUUUCACCCAAUACUCUGCCUGGGAUUAACUUUAUGCGCCGCUCGCUAGUGGAGAUGUUCGCCUUGGAUCUAAACGUGAGCUACCAGCACGCCUUUCUUUACAUUCGGCAGUUGGCUAUUCACCUGCGAAAUGCAGUGAUCCUGAAGAAGAAGGACAGCUUUCAGGCCGUGUACAACUGGCAGUUUGUCAACUCCCUGCGCCUGUGGGCCGAUCUCCUGGGAGCGAGUGCAAACAAACCGCAGUUGCAGCCCUUGGUUUAUCCCCUUGUUACCAUUGCCACUGGUGUGAUCCGCUUGAUACCUACCGCUCAAUACUUCCCGCUGCGGUUCCACUGUCUGCAGACGCUGAUUUCGCUGGCCAAGGAGACCAAUACUUAUGUGCCAGUGCUGCCGCUGAUUGUGGAGGUAUUGAAGAGCAACACCUUCAAUCGAAAGCACUCGGCGGUGUCGAUGAAGCCGCUGCAGUUUACCUGUAUUCUGAGGCUUAACAAAGGACAGCUGGCCGAAAAUGGCUUCCGGGAUGAGGUGAUCGAGCAGGUCUGUGGCCUACUGCUGGAAUAUCUUGCUCAUGAGUCCACCUCGCUGGCAUUUAGCGAUUUAGUGGUGCCCACUGUAAUGGCCAUUAAAGCGUAUCUAAAGGAUUGUCGUAAUGCUAACUACACCCGCAAGCUGAAGCAGGUUCUUGAGAAGAUCCAGGAGAGUGGCCGCUUCAUAGAGCAACAGCGCGGCAAGAGCAGUGUUAACUUUGACAUAAAGGACGCCCAAGCGGUAGCCGCAUGGGAGCAGCAGCUUCGCCUGAAGCGGACUCCCCUCGACAUUUACUACACCAGCUGGUUAAAAACGCACGAGACCAAGAAGCGACGACAGGCGGCGCAGACAGAUGAAAUCAAUGCGGACUACGAUGUACCCAAGUUGAAGAAACUGCCGGCGAAAUCAGGAGUGCCUGUGAGGAAUGAGAAAGGCGAGAUUGAGCUGUUCCCCUCAGAUUCCGAGGAUGAAGGUGAUGAUGGCCUGGCCAUGGGAUCAGAUGACGACGAUGAAGAGGAGGAAGUGGUCGAAGAGGAGGAAGUAGAACAGCCUAAAGCCAAGAAGGCCAAAAAGGAGGAGCUGAAAUCCCAGCCAGCAGUGGCGGAAGAUGAUUAUGACGAGGCUGGCGGAGCCGUGGAUAUAGUUAAGGACUUGGACUUAAACGAUUGGUAGAACAUUUAAGAUCAUUUAACUAUAUUUAAACAUUAAAUUCUUUAAAAAUA